UACACACACUAGACGCAUGCUUGCUUAGUAGCAUAUAGCACACGCUACCAAACAAAAAAGGAAAAAUCCUCAGCUCUUUCGCGCUUUCCACAAAUCUUGCUCUCGAUCUCUCUUUCCAUUCUCUUUCAGUCUUUCUUCAUCGGUCGCCAGCUUGAAGAAAGAUGAGUCUCUCAGUCGUUCAAGGUUUUUCGAAGUCGCUGGCGAUGACUGUUCUAUCCGAAAUCGGAGACAAAACAUUUUUCGCCGCGCGAAUUAAAGAAUUGAAUAAGCUGUUAGAAUUGGGCUUUUCGCUCCUGUAGUUUGGCAUUCGGAGUAUUGCUUCUAGUCAUUGUCAGUUCACAAGGACUGUCAAAAAGAAAUAAGUAGUUCUGGACAGUGACAGAAAAGCGAGCAAAUGAGCCAAGUCUCAAUUCCAGGAACUUAAUUCCAGUGAGAUCUUGGCGAUGCGCCAUCCCAGAAGACUGGUUUUGUCUGGUUGCCUUUCAGCUCUAAUUGUAAUGACUAUCUUUUCUGCUCUUGUUGGCUGGGCUGCUCCGAAUCUGAUUCCGCGUGCAUGGACUCAUCAUAUCACAACUUUACUGUUUUUGGGUUUUGGACUAUGGUCGCUGUGGGAUGCAUUUCAUGAUGGGGAGGCUGAAGAAUUGGCUGAAGUUGAAGCAAAACUGGAUGCCGAUUUCAAAGCCAACGGUGGAAUAACUAAAGAGAAGAAUAAGAUUGAUGAUGAUUUGAAGAAGCAAAAGCAGCCAAUUCUUGCUCAAUUCUUCUCGCCCAUCCUUCUAAAGGCAUUUUCAAUUACGUUUUUCGGGGAAUGGGGUGACAAAAGUCAGCUUGCUACCAUUGGUUUGGCUGCGGAUGAGAAUCCAUUUGGUGUUGUUCUUGGCGGGAUCAUUGGGCAAGCUUUGUGCACAACAGCUGCUGUCCUAGGAGGAAAAAGUUUGGCAAAACAGAUAUCUGAGAAAAUGGUCGCACUUUCUGGUGGAGUUCUUUUUAUUGUUUUUGGAAUUCAAUCCUUCCUCUCAAAGGUUGAUUCAUGAAGAGGUCAGGUCCUUAAGGAAUUGAAGAUGAUCCAGAAUUAUGUUUACAUGUUCUCUUGAAGGUAAAAGGAUCCAGGAACAAUUAAAUUGUGAAGAUUGCUAAACUGAAGUCAUUAUAAUUUUGAUUCGAAGUCAGUGAUCCUGUACAACAGCCUCGAGAGCAAUAACUUCAUGUAAAACUUGAAGACUAACUUGAGCCAAUUUUUAGGCAUUCUUGCCUCUGUAACAACUUUCUUUACCUCUUUUUACUUUGUCAAAGUCCCCCAGACAUCAGUUACUGAUAACUUUGACACUGUUGGAGGCAUUUUUCAACCAAAUGUUACCAGCUAAUUUCUCUCCAGAUUCUCUCUUCGACUACUUUAGCUUUUGUAAUAUGUAAAUAUGAUAAGAUGCAUAAUAUGGCCAAAGUGGAUUCCCCUGUU
This is a messenger RNA of Coffea eugenioides, 1456 nucleotides long. RefSeq names its product GDT1-like protein 4. Gene Ontology annotation, biological process: Golgi calcium ion transport; manganese ion transmembrane transport; Golgi calcium ion homeostasis. The record is from RefSeq and is a predicted model, not a curated record. Bases 444 to 1034 code for a protein of 196 amino acids. Gene Ontology annotation, molecular function: manganese ion transmembrane transporter activity; calcium ion transmembrane transporter activity. Gene Ontology annotation, cellular component: Golgi apparatus. The transcript has 14 exons. Lineage: Eukaryota; Viridiplantae; Streptophyta; Magnoliopsida; Gentianales; Rubiaceae.